This is a messenger RNA of Adineta steineri, 335 nucleotides long. Lineage: Eukaryota; Metazoa; Rotifera; Eurotatoria; Adinetida; Adinetidae. The record is from the annotation of a GenBank genome assembly.
GUAGUAGUGCUGCUUGAGGUGCUACUGCUACUCGUAGUAGUACUACUGGUGGUACUGCUGCUACUCGUUGUAGUACUAGUCGUGGUAGUAGUAGUUGUAGUGGUACUGGUGGUAGUAGUAGUAGUGCUACUUGUGGUGCUGGUGGUGGUAGUAGUCGUACUCGUAGUACUGCUACUGCUUGUAGUACUCCUACUUGUGGUACUGGUUGUGGUGGUAGUGGUACUUGUAGUACUGCUACUGCUUGUAGUCUUACUGGUGGUGGUAGUAGUAGUGCUAGUUGUGGUACUACUGCUACUGCUCGUAGUAGUAGUGGUGGUGGUGGUCGGUAUUGCUAA